CACCCCCGAAGAUGGCCCCGGCUCGCCGCUCCCUCGUGAACAGUGUGCUGGUGCUGCUGGCGGCGGCGGCGGUGGGGGGCGACCCCGCCGGCCCCGACCAGCGGGCGCCCCUGACCUCGCGCACGGUGCGAACUAAGUACGGUGACGUGAGUGGCGUUAUCGUGACCCUGGAUUCCAAGCACCUGGAGCCGGUGGAGGUGUUCCGCGGCAUCCCCUACGCCAGCCCGCCGCUGGGCAGCCUCAGGUUCAUGCCCCCGGUCACGGGGGCGCUGUGGUCGGGCGUGAAGAUCGCUGACAAGUUCAGCCCCGUCUGCCCUCAGCGGCUGCCGGACAUCGCCAACGAGACGGCGGCGCUGAAGAGGAUGCCCAAGGGACGGCUGGAGUACCUCAAGAGGUUGCUACCGCACCUCCAGAACCAGAGCGAGGACUGCCUCUACCUGAACAUUUACGCACCCGCCCAAGCAGGUACGAGAGAGGGCAGCUCCUCGUCCAAGUACCCCGUCGUGGUGUUCGUCCACGGCGAGAGCUACGAAUGGAAUUCGGGCAACCCUUACGACGGCAGCGUCCUCGCCAGUUACGGGGGCGUCGUCGUAGUCACCGUAAACUACCGACUCGGCAUUUUAGGCUUCCUCAACGCAAACACAGAUCCGUACUCCCGUUCUCCGGCCAACUACGGCCUCAUGGACCAAAUUGCCGCCCUCCACUGGAUACAGGAAAACAUCGCUGUAUUUGGCGGAGAUCCAACUAACGUUACCGUAGUAGGCCACGGAACCGGAGCGGCUUGCGUCAACUUCCUGUUAACGUCCAGCGCAGUUCCUGAAGGUGUGCUGUUCCACCGGGCCAUCCUCAUGUCGGGAUCGGCCCUCUCCCCUUGGGCGUUGAUCCAGGAGCCGUCCCGAUACGCCGCUCAAGUGGCCAUCCACGCGAACUGCUCACCAGAACUGCCACAUCCCCACCUGCUCAAGUGCCUUCGAGAGAGACCCCUGGAAACGCUCCUGUCUACGCCCGUCAUCGCGCCCGAAUUCGCCUUCGCCUUCGGGCCGAGCGUCGACGGGGUUGUCAUCGACACGGGAGAACCACCAGGCGACAACCCCCACUACAACGAAUUCGACGCGAACAAGCCAGUGAAGACCGAAACUCACAACGCCAUCAACAUCCUGAACAACGUCCUCUUGCGCAAAUCGGUCGUUUCCAAGCUGUCACGCUACGAUUUGCUCUUGGGCGUCGUGAAAGCGGAAGCGUACUUCGCCUUCAACGGCGAAGACGUCCAAUACGGGAUCGAGGCCGACCGGCGCUCCAAGAUCCUCCGCACUUUCGUCAGGAACACGUACAGCUAUCACCUUUCCGAAAUCCUGGCGACGAUAGUUAAUGAAUACACGGAUUGGGAAAGACCCGUUCAGCAUCCGAUCAAUAUCCGAGAUGAGACUCUGGAAGCAUUGUCGGAUGCACAAUACGUGGCACCGGUCGUGCAUACCGCCGAUCUGCAUUCCGCCGAGCACAGGAACUCUUUUCUGUACGUCUUCGAUUACCAGACCAAGGGCGGAGACUACCCGCAGAGACAAGGAUGCAUUCACGGCGAGGAGCUGCCCUACUUGUUCGGGGCGCCGCUGGUCGGGGGAUUCAUGCACUUUGUAAGAAACUACACCAAGUCUGAAGUCCUGCUGGCCGAAACCACCAUGAUCUAUUGGAGCAACUUUGCGAGAACAGGGAACCCAAACGAACCGCCCGAGGGCUCCCGCCAAGAAAGGAAUCGCCUGAAAAAUAUCGACUGGACCGCUUACGAGGCCGUCCACAAGAAAUACUUGAAUUUGGAUACCAAACCCAAGCUGAAGAACCACUACCGCGCCCACCGUCUUUCGUUCUGGUUGAACCUCGUGCCCGACUUGCACAAGCCCGGCGGCGACGACGUCCCCAUGUCCCACCACACCCUCGUCGACGACGAUCCCCCGCUGCCCAAGUUGCCGUCUCUCAACCCCCGCAAGCUUCCCACCACCGAGAGCCCCAGCGAGCAGGCCCGCACCUCCCCCAGCGCCAACAGCAGCCUCGUAGCCACCGCCGGCGGCCCCGACUCUACCGAGAGAGUCGAGGAGCUCGGCGGUCUCAGCACCACGACGCAUCCCGUGGAGGACGGCUUCGCCGCCUACUCCACCGCCCUCAGCGUGACCAUCGCCAUCGGCUGCUCCCUCCUCAUCCUCAACGUGCUCAUCUUCGCCGGGGUGUACUACCAGAGGGACAAGACGCGCAUGAACGAGAACAGCGGCCAGCCCAAGAAGCGGAACGAGAACGGGCAGAUGCCCAACAACAUCUGCGGGGACUUGGAGUCGAGCAUCAUCGGGGUGAAGAGCGACCCGGCGACCAUUCUAGGUCACCACCACUCGCACCACCAGCUGCCGCCGCCCGAGUUCGCGGACCUGCCGCAGAACAACGCGACGCUGCCGCGGCCGCCGCCGCCGCCCAAGAUAUCCAAGGCCAACGUGAACACGUUGUCGUCGAACCAAGUGCCCGAGAACCAGCCGCUGCUGUCCACGCACAGCAUACAGCUGAUCAACACGGGGACGCUGACGAAGAAGAACGUGCACAUGAACUCUAAGCAGAACACGAUGGAGGAGUUGAGGGUGUGACGCAGCAGUCAGUGAUAUGCAAUAACUUUGCUCAAACGAUUUUUUUUAUUUCGAGGAGUGCGUCCGGACUGGCGGGGCGUGUUAGUGAUGGGUUCGAGACUCGAUGUUUAUACCUACUUAUCUGUGAAUAUUAGGUUUAGGCAAAUCGGCAUUUUGACUGUCCACAGACCAAAGACGUUGGCACAUCACACUUGAUUGAUUCCGGUACAAUCAUGUAAAUUACAGGUUUUCGGGGCUCGCCCGGUUUUAUAUCCUUCCCUUCCGUGAUUUACAUGGACCUAAUGAGACUGUGCGAUCUCAUUUUGUAAAAGCGGCAGCAAACCAAACGCCCAGUCGGUAGGCGAACGGGGACGACGCCCACGUUUUAAUUUACCGAAUCUCAAAAAAAAAGGACCAACACACGCAGUUCAGAAUUUCAAGGCCGGUUUCGUCGCUUCCACUAGCCUCCGCCGGGAUCCUACCGACUGCGCCAUUUUUGGACGUAUGCGUCAGUGACUUUGCGAUGGGAGGUCGUGAGCGCCGCUCGCCUUCACACAGGCCAUCGUUUAAUCCGAUUAGAAAACGACCAAAUCCCGACUUUGAAGUGCUUAAUUUUCGUCUCCGGGUGACGCGGGCUUAAGUGCUUAAUUAAAGGUGGCUCAAUAAAUUGUAAUAGCGCGGAACAGUGCCCUCUGGUGCAAUUACUUUCCAAUCAAAUUACAGAAGACGGCUUUAGCGUCCGGGCCGGAUCAGAAAAUCGAUUACCUUUGACCAGGGUUUCGAGCAAAAAACACGCUCUCGAUCUCCCACCCCAAACGAGGUUGUUAUUACUGAAAUGAAUGAAUGUUGUGUAA
This is a messenger RNA of Zophobas morio, 3454 nucleotides long. RefSeq names its product Neuroligin 3 (gene Nlg3). The record is from RefSeq and is a predicted model, not a curated record. The transcript is spliced from 9 exons. Lineage: Eukaryota; Metazoa; Arthropoda; Insecta; Coleoptera; Tenebrionidae. Bases 12 to 2621 code for a protein of 869 amino acids. Gene Ontology annotation, cellular component: plasma membrane; cell surface; synapse. Gene Ontology annotation, molecular function: signaling receptor activity; neurexin family protein binding. Gene Ontology annotation, biological process: neuron cell-cell adhesion; modulation of chemical synaptic transmission; presynaptic membrane assembly.